AUGACGAUCGCGAACGAGAAGCCAGCUCCACCAGAGGGUGGAAUCCUACACUCUCUUCCACCUGGACUUGCACCGUAUGGCGAGUUGAUGCGAGUUCAUCGAUUGUUGGGGUUCUACCUCAAUACCUCCCCGUAUCUUGUGGGUGUUGCCUUUAGUGCUUCAAUUUCAUCCACUAAGCUACCGCUCGACAUCCUAUUGAACCGUGCCAUUCUUCUAUCUAUCUGGUCUAUCUUUCUGCGCAGCGCUGGGUGUGUUUGGGACGAUCUCAUUGAUAUGGAUUUGGAUGGUCAAAUCACUCGAACAAAAACACGACCUCUACCGCGAGGCGCAGUGUCACCAGCAAAUGCAUUCCUUCUCACCGUGGCGCUUUUCCUCUGUGGAGGAAGCGUUUUGGUCUUCCUCCCAUGGCGUUGCACAGUGGACUGUCUUAUAAUCAUGUUCUUCGCACUGCUCUAUCCUUUUGGCAAGCGGUUCACCAAUUACCCCCAGCUCACUUUGGUCAAUAUUGGAUGGGCCGUUCCAAUGGCAAUGCACAGUCUUGGGUUGGAUCCUCUGGCUCAGAUCCAGCCCACUGUGUGUAUGUUUCUCUUCAUUGGAUUAGUCAUUAUUAUGAUUGACGUGAUUUACUCGCGCCAGGAUACGGAGGAGGACUUGAAGGUCGGCGUGAAAAGUAUGGCAGUCCGGUUCCGUGACUCCAUUCAACUCCUGUCAUAUUCCCUUCUCUAUGCAUCCACUGGAUUCCUUGCGCUUGCCGGUCUCUUCACUGGUCUUGGCCUGCCAUUCUUUGUCGUGUCUGUCGGUGGCCACUUUGGCGGAUUCUCGGUGCUUCUUCGGGCGACUCAGGUAGGAAAGUCUUCUGGCGUUGAAUCAUAUGCCAAGUCCGCGUUCUUCCUUGCCACGGUGUUCUGGCUGGUUGGAUUUGUGAUUGAAUAUUGUGCUCGUGAUUAG
Molecule: messenger RNA, 948 nt
Organism: Penicillium paradoxum
Lineage: Eukaryota; Fungi; Ascomycota; Eurotiomycetes; Eurotiales; Aspergillaceae
Product: 4-hydroxybenzoate octaprenyltransferase
Exons: 1
Coding region: 1-948 (315 amino acids)
Biological process (GO): ubiquinone biosynthetic process
Cellular component (GO): mitochondrial inner membrane
Molecular function (GO): 4-hydroxybenzoate polyprenyltransferase activity
Source: RefSeq, a predicted model, not a curated record